Messenger RNA from Dryobates pubescens (Downy woodpecker), 3188 nucleotides. RefSeq names its product RAB23, member RAS oncogene family (gene RAB23). Gene Ontology annotation, molecular function: GTP binding; GTPase activity. The coding region runs from base 332 to 1042 and encodes 236 amino acids. The record is from RefSeq and is a predicted model, not a curated record. NCBI's taxonomy places the organism in Eukaryota, Metazoa, Chordata, Aves, Piciformes, Picidae. The transcript is spliced from 7 exons.
UCGGCCGCCGAGCGCUGCCCCCCGGCCGGCAGCCGCCGCGGGGGCGGAGGCAGCGGGCGGGCACCUCCCCGAGCGGCGCCCCCGGUCCUGACGGCGUUUCCGGGCGGGCGAGCCGGGAUGUGCGUCCGGGUUGGGCCGGCCCCAGAGAGCGGUUUCCUCUCGCUCGCCUGCUUCUUCUGCUCGAGCGGUUUCCUCUCGCUCGCCUGCUUCUCCUGCUCCCUGCCUUCCUCCCUCGCCCUCACCGAGGGGAGCGGCGGCGCCGCCGCCCUGCUAUUCAAAGGCUUGAACCCAUAGCUUCCUGAAGAAGCUGCAGAGGCUGUCGGCCACAAAGAUGUUGGAAGAGGAUAUGGAGGUGGCCAUCAAGGUGGUGGUAGUGGGAAAUGGAGCUGUGGGAAAAUCCAGCAUGAUUCAGCGGUACUGCAAGGGCAUCUUUACAAAAGACUACAAGAAAACCAUUGGUGUGGAUUUCCUGGAAAGACAGAUCCAAGUUAACGAUGAAGAUGUCAGGCUGAUGCUGUGGGACACUGCGGGCCAGGAAGAAUUUGAUGCAAUAACUAAGGCCUACUACAGAGGAGCCCAGGCUUGUGUUCUUGUGUUCUCUACAACUGACAGAGAGUCCUUCAAAGCAAUCCCUUCCUGGAAGGAAAAAGUUGUGGCUGAAGUUGGAGAUGUUCCCACAGUUCUUGUGCAGAAUAAGAUUGAUCUCCUCGAUGACUCUUGCAUAAAGAACGAAGAGGCAGAAGCCCUGGCAAAGAAGCUGAGGCUGAGGUUCUACCGGGUGUCAGUGAAGGAGGACCUCAACGUCACUGAAGUUUUUAAGUAUCUGGCAGAUAAGUACCUUCAAAAGCUGAAGCAGCAAACAGCUGAGGAUCCAGAAGUCAUCCAUGCAAGCAGUAACAAAAUAGGUGUUUUUAGUACAGCUGGUGGAAGUCACUCCAGCCAGAACUCUAGCACUCUUAAUGGUGACAUCAUCAACCUCAGACCGAACAAACAGAGGACCAAGAAAAACAGAAGUCCUUUUAGCAACUGCAGCAUACCUUAGACCACUUCAGGAGGACACAAAAGGAAGCCAAGUGAAUUGGACAAAGUUGUGCAACUGAGUAUGAACCAAGCCAGCUGUAGAGGUGUUUUCACCAGAGCUUUAGCAAACCUUGUGCCUACAGGAUCCAGGUGGAUUCAUAUAACCUUGUGAUGCAGCGUGUGUUGGUGUGUGCAGUGAGGCACUGGGUGGUCAGGCACGGAGACGUGGCUGCCCCAUGCACUUUGUCCAAACCAGGCAAGCUUCCCCUCUCCCAAGGAACUGCUCUGAACUGGGUACUGCUGAACUGCAAAGCACAUUUAACCUAAGGCUAGCACUGCCAGCUGUAGAUGCAGACCAGAGCACUACGGCCCAAGGUAAAGCAGCAGCCUCGCAGCCACGCUUCAAAGGUUAGAAUGCGUUAGUCAGGACACAGAAGGCCAAGAGCAGGAGGAGGACACUGCAUUUCAUGCCUCACUGUUGGUAGGGAUCUUGGCACUUCUGCCAGGGCAACAGCCUUGCAUGAUACGGUCCAGGGUUGGGUUGCACCUGCUGAUGUGUGCUUGAUCCCAUGCUGACCUCACGCCAGCUCUGAAACGAGUGCUGAGGUGUGCCUGUAGCCAUCUGGUGUGACCAUGCAGGUUACAUCCCAGUGCAGAUGUUACCUGGAGAUCAGCUGAUGACACAGAAGAGCACCUUCUGAAAAGAACCUUUCCUUUACAAACAUGGUGCUUCAGAUGAGGCUCUCCCAGCUGCCAUUUGCUCUACUUUGGGCCUAAAAACUUAGAUUUAAAAAUGCACAGUGCCAAAAAUGCUCAUUCUUUUUACCUAAUGCAGUGCUUACAGAUGGCUUCUUAAUUUGUCUCCUCUCAGUCAUAACAGGUUGAACAAAUACUGCAGUCUUUGACACUACCAGCUGUUCAGAAGGAACAUCGUGCAGCCCUUCCUGCUCAGAUUGUAUAGCUGCACCCUUGUGUUGUUUAUGCAAAAGGACCUUGCAAAGCGGUUUCAUGAAACACUUCCCUGGAAAAACAAAAUCCAUAGGUACCAUAAACUGAGUUAUGGAGGACCCAGACAAUGCAGCUGAGGUCUGAGCUACAUAAACGAGCAUUUCUUGAAUGUUGUCUCAAAGUUAGCUGCUGGCUACAGAAAAUCUAAUUCUGCAAGAUCAGAGACACGGCAAAACCUUUUCCAAGUGCUUAAGUAGUUUAGCAGAAUCGGUUUAGAUGUUUAGGAGCUCAGGUCCAAAUGCAAGUUAUUUGGACUUAGGCUUCUAAAUCACUAAGGUGCUUUUAAAAUUGCUAAGCAAGUAUCUUACUUACCAAAAAUAAACAGUUUUUAAUCCUCCAGAGCAUGCAUGCCUUCUAAAAACUUAUCACUUUGUUUACACGUUUUUGUAUGCUAAGAGUUUGAACUUUCUAGGACUUCUACAGCAAAGCUGCCACUGACAAAUGCAGAAUCUGCUGCUUGAAGAAAAGCAGAGUUUUAAUGGGUUUUUUUAAAGGUGGAUGGGAAUGCAAACCAGUGGAGGGAUCCUGCCUGGGUUUGGAGGAAGGAUUUUUUUUGCUGUGUGAAUUCCUGUUGGGAAGCCUGACUGGCCUUGUUUCCAAGUCGAUGAAUAUGAAAACUGAAAUGGACUGUGUCCCACUGUCUGCAGAGAGAAGUGGGUGGUGACUUAUGCACAAACACUAUAAAGAUCUCUCAUCUCUGUAUUUUGUGCUUGCUAUAGGAGACUUUGUUUCUUUGACAAGCUGCUAGAGCAUCUCCUCUUGCUGGCAAGACGGCAGCCUUCCAGGCGCUGGAUCCCCUUUGCUAUUGCAGCAGCACUGUGUGUUCCUCACCAAGGGGUUCCCUGCUUUCUCUUGGAUGAAGGCCUUCGUGUUCCAGCAGGUGCAGUCACUGUUUGUGUAGAUAUGCAGUCAGGUCCUAUCUGUCUUAGCAAUGUAAGAAGUAAAGGUACUUGGGAUAAGCCUCGCAGCUGUCUGUCCCAGGGCUGCAGGACAGAACACAGAUGAAGAAUUUUGACCACUUCUUAAUUGGGAAACUUGUACAUUUCAUUGUCUGUCUGCCAGUUUCAUAUUUCUUAUUAAUAAUUUCCUUGAAAAAGAAGCAAACCCAUGAAGUGUCUGAAGCCUGUGUUUUGUCUUGCCUGACUUUGUGAGAAAUCAGU